This is a messenger RNA of Cryptococcus wingfieldii CBS 7118, 1473 nucleotides long. RefSeq lists its product as hypothetical. The coding region runs from base 1 to 1473 and encodes 490 amino acids. Lineage: Eukaryota; Fungi; Basidiomycota; Tremellomycetes; Tremellales; Cryptococcaceae. The transcript has 4 exons. The record is from RefSeq and is a predicted model, not a curated record.
AUGUCUGUCUCGCCUCCAAAGACCCCCCCGCUCCACUGCGACCUGACCACGCUCUCGCCUUUACCCCCCGAAGUCAUCUCCCCCAUCUACGCCUACUAUCUCGCCCAAAACCCCCUCGAGAGUCGAAGCCAGUUCCUCAAUCUCAUCACCCUCUCCAAGGAGAUCUAUUCAGAGAAUGCGUGGAGGCUGUAUGAAGCUAUCGAGCUCAAUGAUCAGAAUCACAAGGCGUUUUUCGACGGUUUGUGGAACGCCGAGGACGUUCAUGUAUGCCAGUCUCAAUCCCCGUGUUCUCCUUUUCUUCGAUGCGAGACCUCUACAAAGGAAUUCGCACGGGAAAUGGAGACGUACUCUCAUCCCAAGCGAGAGUUGGAACGACCAUCCCACAUCCCAUCCGACUCUGAUAUCCCGUACCCGAAAUACGAGUAUGAAUCCUACAUCCCCUUCCAUCUUCAUCCCGCCAUUCGAAAAGUGCUCCUCAUACGACAAUGCCGCAGGCUCUGCAUCGAUGGAUGGGAGGUCAUUGAUGGACUGCGAAUGGGCAAUGAUUCGGUCCAAAACGUUGUCACUGCGUGGCCUCGGGGACAUGUCGUCUGUAAUGACGAGGCCUUCGAUUAUACCUGGAUCUCAGACCCCCUAUUCUUCUCCGUCACCCAUCUCUCAUUUGGCGAAAACGUCGGUUCGUAUUGUCCGCCCACGCAGUACAAGUGCUUCGGGCCGGCGCUCAAGCAUGUCUACUUGAGCUUCAACGACAGAUUUUACGAUUUGGAAGGCGAAUUCGUGGAGGCAGCCCGAUUCGGGAUCCUAGAUAGGUUUGAGGAAAGACUGCCAAGGAAGCGCAUCACAAAGCUGCUUCAAGAGCGACUAUCCUUUGCGCUUAGGUCCGAGGUGGAUGAGAAGACGUCCUUGACGCUACACAACGCGUGGCCCGACGACAUUGAACCUGGGCUGGCGGAUACAAUGAUCUAUGAACUGCCGAGGAGUAUGAAGAAUGGCGACGGUGACUGGAAAAGGCAGCUCGCGAUGACGACUUGGGAGAUGAAGGACUACAUGUCUGAGUUGGAAGAGCGGAUGAAAGAUGACAGAUUCGGAGUCAACGUCUGGCGACCCACGAUGAAACCUUGGAAGAUCCGAUUCACUAAUAUGGCGCCCAUCCCACCCAAUACCGACAUCAUUUCGGCCGUCCUCGAUGAUUAUCCCCUCGGUCAUGAUGAACAUUUCGAUGGGUUGUUCAGGAAGUGGUGGGAAGAAGUCGUCAGCUUUGAGGGACCAGUGAAGUGCGACUGCUGCGAGAUCUUCAACAAGAAACACCCGAAAAUCAAUGCCUACAAGUACUCAUACAAUACUCGCUGGAAACAUUUCAAAUACAUUCAGGAAAGAGCGGAUAAAAUUCGCGAAGAGUACGAAUCACGUCAAAGUGUGGAAGGCGCUAUCCACGUGUCUAAAUUUUACCUAUACGACUACUCUUGGUUAUAG